This is a messenger RNA of Phoenix dactylifera (date palm), 2800 nucleotides long. Lineage: Eukaryota; Viridiplantae; Streptophyta; Magnoliopsida; Arecales; Arecaceae. The record is from RefSeq and is a predicted model, not a curated record.
AUUCCCUUUAUUUAUCCUCCUCAAUCUCUCAUUUCCCAUAUAGAGCUCUAACGAGAGACGAAGAAAUGGCCCUCCAGUGUUAGGCUCUGAGAGAGGGAGGGAAGGCAUGGCGGCUUCUUCUUCUUCUUCUUCGGAGCCUGCGGAGACUCUGGAGUACACGCCCACAUGGGUCGUGGCUGCCGUCUGCACCGUUAUCGUCGUCAUUUCUCUCCUAGCCGAGCGGUUCCUUCACUACCUCGGAAAGGACAGAGAAUCAGCAUCAAUGAAGAUGGAAGCGAUAGGGAUGAGGACGCUGAUCCAGGGGGUUGAUUAUGAUUGAAACCCAACCGUGGAGUGCUGGAUUAAGAGUCCUUUUUGCAUUUGAGUUCUGGUUUAGCCAAGUCAAGAGUCUUUCUUAUGUUUUGUUCCUGAAUUAAGUCAGGAUUAGCAUUUUUGUUUGAUUAAGUCUCUGAGUUACGAGUCCUUGUUGGUUUAUCCUUAAGAUUUAGUUUUUCUUUGAGUCCGUUUGCUAUGAGUUAGGGUGUGUGCGAUCCUAUAUAAGGAAUCGCAAGGAGGGCUCGUUCCUUCUUCUUCUUGGUUAAUAUUUUUUCAGCCGCCAUGGUUAAUGGAAAACUACGUUGAAAACACAGCGUGAAUCCUCUGUUUUGUUCCCUGUUCUUUGGUUGAAACAGAGACUUACUUGUUGGAUUUGCAGCGUCUUCUUCAUUCCGAGUUCCGUCUCAGGUCUGCAGUGCUGCGAAUCUGAUUUUCCCUACGCUUCCCCGCAUCAACACCAGUUGGGAUUUUUAGGCUCUCUGUUGUACUUCCCGGUUCUGAGUAUUGGGUUUUGAUGGUGCGCAUAAUGGAUGACGCGAAGAUUCUCGGACAAAUGAACAGUGGUGGUGGGAGUGGGCCCACACCGCCACUAAUUGCUAUUUUUGGUGCCCGAUAAAAAUGCCAAUUUAGUGGGAGGAGGGUGGACCAUGAGAGCGCCAUGGACUUAGAACCUGAGACGAUUCCUCCUAUAGUCCUAUACGAUAACCAAACCAUGAUCUAUAUAGGCAUGCAUCAUCAUGUCUAUUCAAGUUUGUACCUACACUGUGCUAGUGUGGCACCAUAUGGGGUCCGGUACCAAGACGGCGAAUCUUGAUUUCAACUAUUUCUUUGAUCAAAGUUUUUGAAACACAACCAACAAGAUGCACUUUUUGAAGCCUUACAGAAGCUAAAGGAAGAGUUAAUGCUUCUUGGUUUUAUAUCCCUCCUGUUAACUGUCUUUCAACAUACAAUCAGCCACAUAUGCAUCCCAGCAAGUAUUUCAAUGUACAUGCUUCCUUGCAAGAAGGAAGGCUUUGCCCCUGAGCAUGAGCUCCAUCAUGGUAAGGCUUUGUCACAUGGACUAAGAAGGCAUAGCCGGAGACUUUUGUCGGAGAGUUCUGAUUCUGAAUUUUGCAAAAGACAGGGCAAAGUUCCAUUGCUGUCUCUUGAAGCAUUGCAUCAACUGCAUAUCUUUAUCUUUGUCCUUGCAGUCGUCCAUGUUGUGUUUUGUGCCACUACCAUGGUUCUAGGAGGAGUAAAGAUCAGAAAAUGGAAGCAUUGGGAGGACAAAAUCAGGAAAGAGAAUUCAAAGAGAGAAAGAUCAUCAAGCCAUGCUCAUUCUCACACUAAGUUUAUUAUGGAGCGUGCUGUCGGAGUUUGGACAAAGUCAGUGGUCAUAAGCUGGACAAUGUCAUUCAUCAAGCAGUUUUAUGCCUCUGUUACCAAAGCAGAUUAUAGAGCACUACGAUCAGGGUUUAUCAUGAGACACUGCAGUUCAAACACGAACUUUGAUUUUUACAAGUACAUGAUGCUCACACUUGAAGAUGAUUUUAAGAUAGUCGUUGGUAUAAGCUGGUAUCUGUGGCUCUUUGUCAUCAUUUUCCUUUUGCUGAAUGUGAAUGGGUGGCACUCAUAUUUCUGGUUAUCUUUCUUGCCACUAAUACUUCUUCUUGCUGUGGGUACAAAGCUGGAGCACAUUAUUACUCGUUUGUCUCAAGAGGCUGCAGAGAAACCUGCUGAUGAGCAGGAAGCACCAAGAGUGAAGCCAUCUGAUCACCUUUUCUGGUUUCAUCGGCCUGGCAUCGUCCUUUACUUAAUCCAUUUCAUCUUAUUUCAGAAUUCCUUUGAGAUUGCAUUCUUCUUCUGGAUCUGGAGCACCUAUGGCUUUGACUCCUGCAUCAUGGAAAAAAUUGGUUAUAUCAUUCCCAGACUCAUUAUAGGUGUGAUGGUUCAAGUGCUUUGCAGCUAUAGCACUCUUCCUCUGUAUGCUAUUGUCACCCAGAUGGGUGACAUGUUUAAAAAAGCUAUAUUUGAUGUGCACUUGAGAUUGACCCUGCAUGGUUGGGCCGAGGGUGCAAGGAAAAGAAAGAGGCCGGGUAUUUCUUCAUUUCUAAAUAAGUUUAGCUCCAAAAGCAAGAGACAAGACAAGUCUGGCAAUGAGGUCCAGAUGCAGAAGAUGGCCUCUGAAGCCUCUGCAGGUUUUCAAAAUGCCCAACCAGGAAUUGUUGCAUCACCAGUUGAGCAUUCAGAAAACACAAGCAGUCUAGAAAUGACAUCAAUUGUGGAAGAGAGCUUGUAGCAUCAUUUGUCACUUAAUAUCAGGGAAGUUAGCAGUCGCGUGAUAUUUUUUUUCCUUUAAUGUUAUAUAUGUUAAAAUAAGUUACUAGUAGAGCCAUGACAUUGCCAGUGGGAUUUCCGUGUUGUUCUUAUAAAAAUCAGUCUUUCUAAUUGGAUCUUGAGAUGACAACUGGUCAGUUGAGCGACUAUAUUAUUAAGUUUUCACCAA